AUGUCCUUCGACCGAGCCCUCUCCCAGGACCCCGCCCACGACCGAGCCCUCUCCCUGGACCCCGCCCACGACCGAGCCUUCUCCCUGGACCCCGCCCACGACCGAGCCUUCUCCCUGGACCCCGCCCACGACCGAGCCUUCUCCCUGGACCCCGCCCACGACCGAGCCUUCUCCCUGGACCCCGCCCACGACCGAGCCUUCUCCCUGGACCCCGCCCACGACCGAGCCUUCUCCCUGGACCCCGCCCACGACCGAGCCUUCUCCCUGGACCCCGCCCACGACCGAGCCUUCUCCCUGGACCCCGCCCACGACCGAGCCUUCUCCCUGGACCCCGCCCACGACCGAGCCUUCUCCCUGGACCCCGCCCACGACCGAGCCUUCUCCCUGGACCCCGCCCACGACCGAGCCUUCUCCCUGGACCCCGCCCACGACCGAGCCUUCUCCUGGACCCCGCCCACGACCGAGCCUUCUCCCAGGACCCCGCCCACGACCGAGCCUUCUCCCAGGACCCCGCCCACGACCGAGCCUUCUCCUAACCGAUCUUUGUCCUUCGACCGAGUUUUUCCCCGUUACAUGUCCUUCGACCGAGCCCUCUCCCAGGACCCCACCCACGACCGAGCCUUCUCCCUGGACCCCGCCCACGACCGAGCCUUCUCCCUCGACCGAGCCCUCUCUCAGGACCCCGCCCUCGACCGAGCUUUUUCCCUCGAUCGAGCCCUCUCCGAGGACCCCUCCCUCUCCCUCGAUCGAGCCCUCUCCCAGGACCCCACCCACGACCGAGCCCUCUCCCAGGACCCCACCCACGACCGAGCCCUCUCCCAGGACCCCACCCACGACUGA
Molecule: messenger RNA, 840 nt
Organism: Procambarus clarkii (red swamp crayfish)
Lineage: Eukaryota; Metazoa; Arthropoda; Malacostraca; Decapoda; Cambaridae
Source: RefSeq, a predicted model, not a curated record